Molecule: messenger RNA, 3476 nt
Organism: Vitrella brassicaformis
Lineage: Eukaryota; Vitrellaceae
Source: the annotation of a GenBank genome assembly
GGGAGGGAACCGGAGUCCAGAAGCGGCUCACUGAUACGGAUCCUUGCUGGUUUGGCCUGGCCGGCGGGAUGGCUGCCGAGGGUCGAAUGCGGUAUCACACACUGACUAAGGAUGGGCUGAGUGUGUUCGACUCCCCGUCUGCCAAUGAGCCUGCAAAGCGAUGGGACGGGGUGGGCACAGCAGUGUGGAGCAAAGAUGGGACCAAGGUGAGGCGAGUCUGGUGAGAUCCAGGCGACGCAAGGUAGUGCUCACGGCUGUGCGUGUCUGUGUGUGCAUGUCAGCUGGCGAUAUCGACGAAGGCUCAUCCCAGCUGUGUGGAGCUGAUUGAUGGCGACACACUGGCCACCAGCCAGAUCCUCGACGGAGGUAGGUGACAGAAUGAGCACUCAUGAACAUGGCACGGGCGCGACACACCUGUGCACACAUCUGUCGUGUCUGUCUGUCUGUCUGUCUGUCUGGCACACACAGGUUCGCCGGUCCGUCAGUUUUCGUUUUCACCGCUGGCAACAUACCUGGUUGGUAGCUUAAUUAGCUUCCACCAUCAAUACACAGCAAUUUAUGCGUCUUGAUGAAGAUGAGAAUGUUGUGUGUGUGUGUGGUUGUUUGUUGUGUCGUUUGCUGUCUGCAGAUCUCGUUGCAUAAGUACGAUGCCGACCAGAACAAGGACAACUUCAUCAUUUGGGACGUCGCCAAGGGGGAGGCCGUGAGGAGAAGAGAACCACAGACAGCAAUUGCAAUAGCGGAACGACGACACAGCAGCAUGGCAUGCGCGUGUCUGUCUGGUUCUUCAUGUGUGUGUGUGUGUGUGUGUGUGUGUGUCAGGUGUGCCGUUUUCCACUCAAGAGUCUCGGCAAGGCGGGCUGGCCGCCCGUCAAGUGGACACCAAAGGAGAAAUACGCCGCCAGAAUGGUCUGGUCAACCAAGUAGACAGACAUAAUGGAUGGAUUCUUUGCGGCGCACGCGCGUGUGGAGACUCGAUGUAAACAUCUGCUGCUGGCCUUGUCUUGUUUGUGCAGGUGUCCAACGAGGUGCAGGUUUUUGACGGUCAGAAUGUGUCCCUGAGUGACGCCAUCGGCAAAAUAUACCUCACCAACGUGGCCUACUUCGAGCCGGCACCUGAGGUAUAGCCAAAGCCACACACACGUUUCGGAGUUUCGCAUUCCGACCAUCUCUCUCUCUGUCUGUGUGUGUGUGAGUGUGCAGGAGGGCAACGCCAUAGCUCUGUUCGUGCCUGAGAUGAAGGGCGCGCCCGCGUCAGCCAGGGUUUACUCGUUCAACGACCUACAGGUCGGCACGGGAGCAACAGCAACACGGGAGCAGCUAUGAAUAUGCUGUGUGUGUGUGUUUGUGUGUGUGUUUGUUUCCACGUAGGCCCCGGUGUGCAGCAAGAGUUUCUUCCAGGCGCAGGAGGUGAAGAUCAAGUGGAAUUUCAACGGGUCGGCCAUGCUCCUCCUCACGCAGACAGACGUAGACGCCACAGGACAGUCCUACUAUGGCAGCACCAACCUGCACUUCAUGCGGGUACCAACCGAAGGGGAAUGUGUGCAUCCGCAGUGUUCUCAUCUCCUUAUCCCUGGACGGUAUGGGUGUGUGCGUGUGUGUGUGUCUGUGUGUGUGGUCAGAGUGACGGUUCGAGCGACUGUUUGUUGGUUGGGGGCGACAAGGGCCCCGUGCACGACGUCGCCUGGAGCCCCACAGCCAACGAAUUCCUCAUCUGCUCGGGGCUCAUGCCCGCCGAGGUACCAACACACACACACACAUACACAGCCCACCACAAACAGCCACACGGCGUACUGUUGAUGUAUGUAUCAGCUGUCACUGCACGACGGCAAGAAGGGCGACAAGAAGCUGUCGUUCGGCAAGUCGCGCAAGAACACCAUCAGGUGGAACCCCUUCGGAAGACUCGUCGCCUUCGGAGGAUUCGGGAACCUCGCAGGUGUGUACGUCACGGCCGAACGAACACUUGACGGCCGGCAGAGAGAGCAGGAUUCGCUGACUCAUCCAUAUCAUACGGUUGGGGUGGGGGUGGUGCAGGUGAUUUGGAGUUUUGGGAUAUGAACAAGAAGAAGGCCAUCGGCAGCUGCAAGGCCGCCUGCACCGUCGAGUGCGACUGGGCACCUGACGGAAGACACUUCAUCACCAGUCAGUCUAAACCCGACCCACGCGCACACAAAGAAAGGCACCGGCCGCUCAUCUGUCUGUCUGUCUGUCUGUCUGUGUGGCUGUCUGGCUGUGUGCCCGCCUGUGUGUGUGCAGGCAUCACGACCCCCCGUCUGCGUGUGGACAACGGCAUCACGGUCUACUACUACGACGCGUCAGUGGUGUCCAAAGCGGCCUACAACGAGCUCUACUUCGCAGAGUGGCAGCCGGCACAACCAGGCGCAUUCAAAGACAGACCCGUCACACCAGGUAGGUCUGCCCUCGCCGGUCAGCACAUGCAUCACAUCACCCUCCUUGCUUGGUCUCGAUGUGCAGCUCGCAUUCGUGCGGCCGCCGCGUCAGCCGAGGAUGGCUCUUUGUCGGGUAGUGGUGGUGGUGACAAGAAUGGCACCUUCAAACCUGCAGGCGCAUACAGACCGCCAGGCUCUACAGGUAGGUGCACCGCUCCCAGCCAACCACCCCACCCACCACCCACGCAACCGCCCAUUAAUUAACCCUUCUUCUCCGCCUCUCGUCUAUGGAUGGUGCAGGUGCGUUGGCGGCGUUGAUGCGAGCCGAGCGUGAGGCCGACCAGCAGCUGAGUGCCAAGCCAGUGAGCGUCCGCGACCCCAACCUGCCACCGGGAGCAGGCACCGACCCCGCCAAGUCCAAGGCGGCACUCAAGAACGCCAAGAGGAAGAAGGCCAGGGAAGCCAAGAAGGCGGCGGCGGAGCCACAUGAUGAUGCCGAGGACGAUGAAAAGGAGGGUGGCCCUAGUCCUGGCCCGGCUGAUGACCUCCAGGAUGGAGCCAGGGCAAAUGGCGGUGUUGCCGCGUCCUUCGCAUCGGCAUCCGCCACUUCGGCGUCGGCAGCUGCUGAGGGUGCGUCAUCGAGUUCGGCACCACAGCAGCCCCAGCCUGACGAGGGAGAGAAGAAGGAGCAGCUGAGUGAGGCCGACAAGAAAGUUCGAGGCCUCAGGAAGAAACUCAGGGAGAUCGAGCGGCUCAAGGUGGGUGGGCUGGCGGGCACAAGGGAACAGAAAGCUAGCUUGGCCUACACACCUUAAGGUGUCCGUCUGCGUGUGUGUGUGGAUGUUUGCUGUGUUGUUUGUCAGGAGAUGUCUGCUGAUUCGUUGAGUGAGGCGCAACGGUCCAAGGUGGCGUGCGAGGCGGACAUCCUCGAGCAAAUCAAGGCGAUAGAAGGAUAGACAGCCAAGCCCGCUUCGCUUACCGGGUCGCUUAUAACUUCGUUUGUGUGCUGCGAGUGAGUGACAUACAAUCUCUCUGUGGUGCGAGAGUGGACUGUACGGGUCUGUCUGUGUGGGGUGGGGAUGGCGG